Capsella rubella is the source of this 433-nucleotide messenger RNA. RefSeq lists its product as uncharacterized. The transcript is spliced from 3 exons. The coding region runs from base 67 to 312 and encodes 81 amino acids. NCBI's taxonomy places the organism in Eukaryota, Viridiplantae, Streptophyta, Magnoliopsida, Brassicales, Brassicaceae. The record is from RefSeq and is a predicted model, not a curated record.
AGGCAUGGGAGACAUAUAGCCUGAUCAUCGACAGAAGAACAAAAAGAAAAGCGAAACAAAAAAGCGAUGGGUAUGGUGUUUGGAACCAUGAUCGUCGGUGCUAACGAUCCCAUACCGAAACAUAAACGAGGUAGAGGAAGCAGCAUCCUCGCAGUGUGUCUAAUCCUACUUUUGUUCCUAACGCAAGCAUUUGGAGCAAAUGUAUGCAACACUGCCGGGGGAGGGGGAGGACGGAACAUGAUGCAUGCCGGAGAAGAAUUCGACCCCAUGCACGAAGAUGUCAGUUAUGACGACAACGAUGGUGAUUUAUGAUUACGGCACCAAUCCCCUGAAUCGUCUCAUAUUUUCAAUUUCCAAUAAUGAUGUGAUGAACAAUGUGUGUUUUUCUUUCUAUAGUUUCUUUCGAGGAAAGUUAACGUUUUGUUCUUUUCUA